GUAACAGCGCUUACAAAGAGGCAGGAUCCCCCUCAUUCAGCAUCUCGCUCUCCUACCAAAGACAUUUGUCGGUGCGCAAAGCUCGCAAUUAUGAUUAAAAAAAUAUCUCCUUCCGAGAACGAGUUUAACAUCCCGGCCAAAAACUGCCACAGGAUGGUGAUUCUAGGAUCCACAAAAGUUGGCAAGACGGCCAUCAUCUCUCGGUUUCUGAAUAAAAAAGUCGACGACCAGUACACGCCAACAAUCGAGGACUUUCAUAGGAAAUUAUACAGCAUUCGGGGAGAUGCGUACCAGUUGGACAUUCUGGACACCUCUGGAAACCAUCCCUUCCCCGCUAUGAGGAGACUCUCUAUCCUUACUGGUGAUGUUUUUAUCUUGGUGUUUAGUCUGGAUAACAGAGACUCAUUCCAAGAGGUCCAGCGCCUGAAGCGUCAAAUUUACGAAACCAAGUCCUGCCUGAAAAACAAAACCAAGGAGAACGUAGAUGUCCCGAUAGUUAUCUGCGGGAACAAGUGUGACCGGGAGUUUAACCGGGAGGUUCAGAAUGAGGAGAUUGAGAAGCUGGUGGCUGGUGAUGAACAGUGUGCCUACUAUGAGAUCUCUGCAAAACGGAACACUAAUGUCGAACAGAUGUUUCAGACUCUUUUUACCAUGGCUAAACUGCCCAACGAGAUGAGCCCGGACUCUCACCGCAAAGUUUCCUUACAGUUUUGCGAAGUACUGCAAAACAGCAGAAGAAAAUCUUUCAGAAAUAAGAAAUUCAAAGACGGCGAGGCAUACGGGAUUGUGGCACCGUUUGCGCGCCGACCAAGCGUGCAAAGUGACUUAAUGUAUAUCAAAGAGAAAGCUACUGGCUGCAGCCAGGGAAAAGAGAAAGACAGAUGCACCAUCUGCUAAGGACUCACUUGACAAUGCACAUGGAGACAUGUUACGAGAUGUUCUAUACAGCGAUGGAGAUGAUACCCGCCAGGCUUCAUGCCAGUGUGCUGAGUCCAGGAUAAGGAAGCACGCCAAGACGCAGUGACAGCCAGGGGUGUAUGUCCCAAACCACGCGAGAAGGCAUGGUCAUUGUCAGAUAUGUAUCUGUGGAGUCAGGGUGAUCAAAUGUGAUAUGGCUUCAGAGAACCUCUAGUGGUCUUGUUACUAUAGCUACAUGCUGUAAAAUGACAUUACUGAAUGGAGAAUGAAGCCUGCACUUGUGGGGUGGCAUUUGUUUACAUUUUAUUUUUCACACGGAACUGAACUUGAAUGUUAAUUGCAUACUUAACACAUAUGAAUGCUUAUUCUUAUGUCAUCGUUUACUUUUUACAAAAAAUAAACAUGGAGAAAAUAAAAUGAUCAAUUUGAAACGUAUAUCCAUCCCUUUUUUCUGUCAUCUUUUUGAACAUUGGUAAAGCAUAUUCCAUGCCCUUUCAGUGACACUUAUACCAUUAGCUAAACAAGUAGCCUGUACCUAAUUUAUGAAAUACAUACUUUCUGAGAAGAGUUAGGCAUAUGGUAGCUAGCAGAUUGAUGUUUCCAUUUAGGCCAACAAGCUAUUAACAUGUAAUUCAUGAAAAAUAACAGCGCACUUAAUGUGGCCGAUGCUACAAUCUUACUAAGAAACUGAGUAAAGACAAGUCACAAGGAAUUAAAACAAAGGUUUAAUUUUAGGCCUACUGCAUUGACAAUCUGCAGCACGCAAUCUGAAUAGCGCAACAACAAAACCAUCACAUAAAAUAAUCAUCCACUGCAUACACAAACUUGAGAGGGCAUUUUAAUUCAGUAUGGAUAAUACAUUUUUUACAAAGUAAAAAUGGGACAGUUUACAAUACAAGAUAAUGCCUGAAGGUAGUGUUAUAGUGAAAUAAAAUGUGCUCUGGUGGUUUUGACAAACGGGAUGAGUUCAAGUUAUACUGCAUGAGUUGUUAGAUUUGAAAGGCAAAUGAGAACACGGAGCCAAGAGAUGGAAUCCCC
Messenger RNA from Oncorhynchus mykiss (rainbow trout), 1956 nucleotides. The record is from RefSeq and is a predicted model, not a curated record. NCBI's taxonomy places the organism in Eukaryota, Metazoa, Chordata, Actinopteri, Salmoniformes, Salmonidae.